This is a messenger RNA of Penicillium subrubescens, 2135 nucleotides long. Its product is annotated as pseudouridine synthase PUS2. NCBI's taxonomy places the organism in Eukaryota, Fungi, Ascomycota, Eurotiomycetes, Eurotiales, Aspergillaceae. The record is from RefSeq and is a predicted model, not a curated record. Gene Ontology annotation, cellular component: nucleus. Bases 6 to 1919 code for a protein of 637 amino acids. Gene Ontology annotation, molecular function: pseudouridine synthase activity; RNA binding. Gene Ontology annotation, biological process: mRNA pseudouridine synthesis; tRNA pseudouridine synthesis. The transcript is spliced from 4 exons.
CUUUGAUGAAACUCGAGUUCAUGCGCGCCUCUACCCUCUUGCAGCGCAAUCUUGCUGGACUUUUCUCCUCUGUCCAAGCACCGGUAUCUCGCCAAUUCUCUCCCACUUCCCGCGUACAUAGCUUCGCUAGACAAUACGCCCGAUCUCUACACAUCGAAUCUAAAGCCGAAACCGAGCUCACAGAACUCUUCAAACGAGUACAAUGGCCGACAACACUGCAGGAGGAGAGGGCGCUGGUGGAAAGCGUAAGAACCGUAAUAUGGGAAGGUCAGAAUGGAGGGAGUCGACAAGCUCUAGACAAGAGAAAGCGCGCUGAAGAACGGGAAGCGGCCAAGCGUCGCAAGAUCGAGAACGGCGAACAAGUCACCAACCCAAUCUACGCGACCGAGUUCUCCAAGGAAGAAAUUGACAACGAGGAGCGUCGCCCAAAGAAGAAGGUUGCGGUCAUGAUCGGGUAUUCGGGAACUGGUUACUACGGCAUGCAAUUGAUUGAGGACAAGCCGACUAUUGAAGGCGAGCUGUUUUCGGCUUUGGUCGCAGCUGGCGCAAUUUCCAAAGCUAAUGCGACGGACCCCAAAAAGUCCUCCUUUAUUCGCUGUGCCCGUACUGACAAGGGUGUCCACGCCGCGGGCAAUGUUGUCUCCCUCAAGAUGAUUAUCGAAGACCCAGACAUCGUCGAGAAGAUCAACCAGCACCUCAGCCCGCAGAUCCGAGUCUGGGGAUUGGAGCAGACGGCCAAGAGUUUCAGCUGUUAUCAGAUGUGUGACUCUCGAGUAUAUGAGUAUCUGCUUCCAAGUCAUUGUCUUCUCCCUCCCCACCCCAGUACAUAUAUGGGAAGGAAGAUUGUGGAGCUGGCCGAGAAGGCAGGCGACUUGGAUGAUGUCAACGCCCGACAGGAAGAUGUCACCGGUUACUGGGAGAAGGUGGACGAGGAGUAUAUUAAGCCUAUUCUGGAUAAUGUUCCAGAGGAUAUCCGGAACAUUGUUCAACAAUCUCUCUCCUCUAGCGACGUGACUCCGGAAGACCUUGAUAAGGAGGAUCAACCCGUUGCGGAACCUGUUGAGGAACCCAAGCAGUCCGAAGAGUCUAGCGCUGAGCAGUCAAAAGAGGACCAGCCUUUUGUCAUGGAUCCUCGCCAAAGGCUGAUUCUCGACACCACCAAGGCUGUCAAGGCAGCUUACAUCAAGGCCCGCCGAGCCUAUCGGGCUCCUGCCUCCCGCAUUGCCCGCUUGCAAGGGGCCCUUGACCGAUAUGUUGGCACCCCGAACUUCCACAACUAUACUAUUCAAAAGACCUUCAAGGACCCGUCGGCCAAGCGUCACAUCAAGUCCUUCAAUGUCAACACGACCCCCGUCGUCAUCAACGGUACCGAGUGGCUUAGCCUGAAGGUCCACGGCCAGAGCUUCAUGAUGCACCAAAUUCGCAAAAUGGUUGCCAUGGCCUCGCUUGUCGUUCGUUGCGGCUGCCACCCGGACCGCAUUAAGGAGUCGUACGGGCCCGAUCGAAUCGCCAUUCCCAAGGCCCCUGGACUGGGACUAUUGCUUGAGCGACCCAUCUUCGACAGCUACAACGCCAAGGCCAGCAGUUUGGGACGUGGUCCUGUUCAUUUCGAGAGGUUCACAAAGGAGAUGGACGAGUUCAAACAGCGCGAAAUCUACGAUAGAAUCUUCCGUGAGGAAGAACAGACGUCAGCAUUUGGCAAUUUCUUCAACCACAUCGAUCAUUUCCAGAACAACUUCUUCCUGUACUGCACGUCCGGCGGUAUCCCGGCUGCGAAGCUUGUGUCUGCUCCCACUGAAAAGGGUACAUUUAAGGGAGAGGGUAACAAGGCAGAUAAAGAUCAGAGCGCCGCUUUGGCUGAAGUCGAAUCUUCAGAGGAUGAAGGGAACUUGCCGGAAGGUGGAGAGAAAGGUAAUUAAAUGGAGAUUUGUACACUCUGGAAUGUUAGACUAUCUUGAGAUACUGUUAGACUCUUGACCACACAAAGGUUGAAUGAUACGCCAAAUGGAUGAGCUCGUUGGCGAGUCAAGGUUCGCUCUAUCAUACUGCUCCAAAAGCUUUCCUAUUCACAGGUGUAAUUGGAUCCCCAGCAAACUCCCCAUCCGGUCCCACCAGAACAAGAAUGUUUUUCAUGG